Molecule: messenger RNA, 1825 nt
Organism: Pneumocystis carinii B80
Lineage: Eukaryota; Fungi; Ascomycota; Pneumocystomycetes; Pneumocystales; Pneumocystaceae
Exons: 10
Coding region: 46-1722 (558 amino acids)
Source: RefSeq, a predicted model, not a curated record
AAAUUAGAUUUUAUUAAGUAUUUAUAUUGAUAAACUGUUAUAUAAAUGAGUACUCAGACAGAUAAAUGUCUAAGUCCAGCAAGAAAACAUAAUAUUGACUUAGAAAACUGGAUUAACCGGGUAAAGAAGCUUCAGGAAGAUUGUAAUAAGGAAGAUGAGGAACAUAAUAGGAGACUGGAGGAGGAAAUCUUAGCGGAAAGACAAGCUAGACAUAGGAGAAGAGCACAACGGGAACUUUCUUUAUCACCAGAUAGACCAGGAUCAGUUUUAAGUGUUAGUUCCCGGAGUCCAGUAUGUUAUAUGUCGCCUGUAUAUAAGGAAAGGGAAUGUAUUAAAGCAGGGAUGCCAAAUACUAUUUGUUAUAAGGGAUCAUUUGAGAGAAAUAUUAAUAAUGGAUCAAAUAAUGUAUCAGAUGUAUCAGAAGAAGCAUAUGUUUUAGAAGAUAUGAAUAUGAAAGCAAAUGGUUCAUUUUCAGUUUUAAGCAGAUCUAUAGAUAUUGAGGAUAAUCAGGAAUAUGAAUAUGAGGGAGUUUCAUUUCGUGGAAAAGAAUCAUUAUCUGUAUCUCAGUUGGGAUCAGAAGAUGGUUCAUAUGUUUCAUCUAUAUCGAGAGUUAAAGAAAUUGAUAAAAUGGAAACUGGAAUGCUGGAAAAUAAACAAAUGCCUUUAAAAAAUCUUUCUAAUACAAUUAUUUCCUCAGGAAACCAUGGAAAUUCUAAACCAAUGUCAUCUCAUUCUUUUAUAAAUAUUAGUUCGAGUCCUCAUUCUUCACCUUCUUUGAAAUCUUCGUAUUCUGAUACCUUAGUUUCAAACAAAUUAUUAGGAAGUGAUCUGCCAUCAUUGUCUUCUCAUAAUAAUUUAUCUAUUAUGGCCGAUAUUUCUAGAACUCCAACUAAAGGAAGUUUUGUACAGAGUGCUGUAAAGAAAAGUAAUGAAUAUCGAAAAUCAGCAUCCGAGCUUUCUAGAAAUAGUUCUAUUUUUUCUCGAAAAAGUGUAGAACUAAACUCAGAAUCAUUAAUUAAUAUGUCGGACGUUCAAAAAAUAAAGUUAAAUGAUGAAAUUAAUACAUUAGAGAAUGAUACGAUUUUUUCUACUAAGAAAAGCAAUAUUAUGUUGGAUCCUGAUCAUAAAUUAGGUUCAAAAGAAUCUUGUAAUACUUUUGAAAAUACUAAAACAAAUAUGAAAAAUACGUCUUUAUCAAAUGAUUCGAAUAUUUUAGAUCCAUUAGAAAAUAAUGAAUUUGAUCAUUCUUUAAAAUCUUCAUCUUUGGACUUUAAGAAAUUUAAUACUUCUCCGAGCUCACCUUGUAGUAUUGAAAAUACAUCUAGUAGGGUAAAAAACGAAUUUUCUAGCCAGUUUUCUACACCCAAAUCUGCAAUUAUUGAAAGAGUGUCAGAUUUCUCAGAUUUUUCUAAAGAAAAAUAUUCAUCUUCUGCUUCAUUUUCUGGUUCUUUAAAGAUGGAUCCAUUUAAGGCAGGAAUACUUGACGCUAAGAAUAAUUUACGCCCUUCUUUUAGAACAUCUUCUCCCAAGUGUGAUCCUUUUAAGGAUGGAAUUCUAAAUGCAAAAGAAUCUCUUAAAUCAUUUUCUGUAUCUCCUCGGGAAAAAUCUGAUAUUUUUAAAGAACACCUUUUGGCAGCAAGGUCUUCUUUAGGAAAAUCAGGAAGUCCUACUUGUAAAUCUUCUACUGAAGAUUCCUCACCUUUGAGAUUUAAAAAAUCAUAAUAUGAAUGAUUUAUCUUUAAAUUCUUCUUGUACAAAAAUUGUUUUUUCUCUUUAAGAAAUAUAGACUUUAAAGAGUUUACUUUUGAAAAAUCAUACUAUUCAU